CCUCCAAGCCGCGUAUCUCUCUCCUCUCUCGAAUUCCCCAUUUUCUCUCUCUCUCUCUUUGUGAUUUUAUUUUCUUCUUUCUCGUCUUCGUUUCCUCCAGAUCAAUUGCAUUUUGAUUCAACGAAUGAUUGAAGAUGCUGGAGGAUCAGGUGGCCUCGCUCUUGCAGAGGUAUUUGGGGGACUAUGUCAUAGGUCUCAACAAAGAAGCUCUCAAAAUCAGUGUCUGGCAAGGAGAUGUAGAGCUCACAAAUAUGCAGUUGAAGCCGGAGGCACUCAAUGCAUUGAAAUUGCCAGUAAAGGUUAAGGCAGGAUUUCUUGGAUCAGUGAAGCUUAAGGUUCCAUGGAGCAGGCUUGGCCAAGAUCCAGUUUUAGUUUACCUGGAUCGGAUUUUUUUAUUAGCUGAACCCGCAACUCAAGUUGAAGGAUUUACAGAAGAUGCUAUUCAGGAAGCUAAAAGAAGCCGAGUGCGGGAAAUGGAAACAAGGCUAUUGGAGAGGACACGUCAAUUAAAGUCAGAGAUGAAUAAAUCAUGGCUGGGAUCCUUGGUCGAUACUAUAAUUGGAAACCUGAAGCUUUCUAUUUCGAACAUUCACAUCAGAUAUGAGGAUCUUGAGAGCAAUCCUGGUCACCCAUUUGCAGCUGGUGUAACCUUGGAGAAACUUUCAGCCGUUACAAUUGAUGAUAGUGGGAAGGAAACUUUUGUUACAGGAGGUGCACUGGAGUGUAUUCAGAAGUCUGUGGAACUUGAACGACUUGCUUGUUAUUUGGAUUCUGAUAUUUAUCCGUGGCAUGUUGACAAACCGUGGGAGGAUUUGCUUCCUUGGGAAUGGGUUCAGGUUUUCAAAUUUGGUACUAAGGAUGGAAAACCAGCUGAUCAUGUGAUAAAAAAGCACACCUACAUUCUGCAACCCAUUACUGGGAAUGCGAAGUACUCAAAACUGCGGUCCAGUGAAUCUGCUAACAGAGGUCAACCAUUACAGAAAGCAUCAGUGAAUUUGGAUGAUGUGACACUCUGUUUGCCAAAGGAUGGCUAUAGGGAUAUUUUAAAAUUAGCUGAUAACUUUGCUUCUUUUAACCAACGCUUGAAAAAUGCUCAUUACCGGCCACUCGUGUUGGUGAAAUCUGAUCCAAGGUCCUGGUGGAAGUAUGCCUAUAGAGCUGUUUCUGAUCAAAUGAAGAAGGCAAGUGGCAGAUUGUCAUGGGAGCAGGUCCUGAAGUAUGCAUACUUACGUAAGAAAUAUAUAUCUCUUUAUGCUUCGCUUCUCAAAUCUGAUCUAAGUCGGGCCAUAGUUGAUGAUAACAAAGACAUUGAGGAAAUAGAUCGUGGACUUGAUAUUGAACUAAUACUUCAGUGGAGGAUGUUGGCUCACAAGUUUGUGGAGCAGUCAGCAGAAUCGAGCCUAUACUUGAGAAAACAAAAAGAAAAGAAAUCAUGGUGGUCAUUUGGAUGGAGUGGUCAAUCCCUUAAGGACGAAAAUGAAAGUGAACCAUUGCGUUUCAGUGAGGAAGACUGGGAACAAUUAAACAAAAUCAUAGGAUACAGGGAAGGGGAAGAUGGGCAGUCUCUGAUAACCCAUGACCAAGGUGAUGUUCUUCAUACUUCCUUGGAGGUUCACAUGAACCAUAAUGCUUCAAAGCUUAUGGGUGAUGCUCAGGAGUGUCUCGCUGAGUUGUCCUGUGAAAGCCUUGAUUGUUCCAUAAGGCUCUAUUCAGAGGCAAAAGUUUUUGACAUGAAAUUGGGAUCAUAUCGGUUGUCAUCACCAAAUGGUCUCCUUGCUGAGAGUGCAACUGCUUAUGAUUCUUUGGUUGGUGUCUUCCGCUAUAAGCCUUUUGAUGCUAAAGUGGACUGGAGCAUUGUUGCUAAAGCUUCUCCUUGUUACAUGACUUAUCUAAAGGAGUCAAUUGAUCAAAUUAUCGAUUUCUUUGGAAGCAAUACUGCUGUUAGUCAGACUAUAGCUGUGGAAACUGCAGCGGCGGUACAGAUGACAAUUGAUGGUGUUAAGCGCACUGCUCAGCAACAAGUGAAUAAAGCAUUGAAGGAUCAUUCCAGGUUUUUGUUGGAUUUGGAUAUUGCAGCUCCUAAGAUCAUUAUUCCUACCGAUUUCCGUCCGGACAACAAUAAUUCAACAAAACUUUUCCUUGACUUGGGAAAUCUGGUGAUUCGGACAGAGGAUGAUUCUGAAUGGGGUUCACCCGAGGAGAUGUACAUGUACUUACAAUUCAAUUUGGUUUUGAGUGAUGUAUCUGCUUGCUUGGUGGAUGGCGACUACCUUUGGAGUCAAACACAUUUAAACAGUGUUGAUGACUCUUCUCACUUAAGUGGUGUUACUUUCUGGCCUGUUAUUGAUAAGUGUGGGGUAAUCCUAAAGCUUCAACAGAUCCGACUAGAGAACCCAUCCUACCCUUCAACAAGACUUGCUGUGCGAAUGCCAUCAUUAGGAUUCCAUUUUUCACCAGCUCGGUAUCAUCGAUUGAUGCAAGUAGCAAAGAUCUUUGAGGAGGAAGAUGGCAAGAAGUCAGAUCUUCUUCGCCCUUGGAAUCAAGCUGAUUUUGAGGGGUGGUUGUCUCAUCUUAUAUGGAAGGGUGUGGGAAAUAGGGAAGCUGUAUGGCAGCGGAGGUACUUCUGUCUUGUUGGGCCUUUUCUUUAUGCCCUUGAAAGCCCUGGCUCUAAAUCCUACAAGCACUAUAUCAGCUUACGAGGAAAACAACUAUAUCUUGUUCCUCCAGAGUUUGUUGGUAAUGUGGAACAUGUAUUGGCUAUUUGUGAUGCGGCACGAUCCAAUAGCAAGGUUGUGGAAGAUGCAAAUGCCCUAAUACUACGUUGUGAUUCUGAUGAUUCAAGGAAAACUUGGCAAAGUCGCUUACAGGGGGCUAUUUAUCGUGCAUCGGGUUCUGCGCCUAUCACAAGUCUAUCGGAAACUUCAUCAGAUCCUGAAGACUCAGACAUUGACAACAAUAAUGUAAUGGAUAUGUCAAUGAUAGAGAGUGUUUUUAUCACUGGAGUUCUUGAUGAACUAAAAGUCUGCUUUAAUUAUAAUUCUCUGCAUGAUCAAAAUUACGUGGAGGUACUUCUAGCUGAAGAGAGCCGUUUAUUUGAAUUCCGAGCAAUAGGUGGUCAGGUGGAGCUUUCAAUUAGAGCAAAUGACAUGUUCAUUGGAACCCUUCUGAAAUCUUUGGAGAUUGAAGAUUUAGUUUGUGGCAAGGGAGUGUCUCAGCCUUGUUAUCUGGCAAGAUCAUUCAUCGGGAGCGUAGAUGUGCCUUCAUCAUUUGAAGAUGCUGGAAAUCCAAGUUAUGACAACAAUGGUUUGACUCAAAAUGAAGGAGAUGAUAAAUUCUUUGAAGCACCAGAGGAUCUGAUUGAUUUUGUUGAUUGUCCAAUGCAGUCUUCGGGGGGCAAACACCUAAGUUCUCAAAGUCAAAACUCAUUUCCACCUGAAAAACCAUUGUUAAAGCCCCCUAGUUUUAGUCGUGUUGCUGGUCUACUUCCUGCUGAGGCCCUUCAAACUAGGAGGGACAUAGAUCUUACUGACGCAUUAGAUAGUUUUGUGAAAGCUCAAAUAAUUAUUUAUGACCGGAACACUCCUUUGUAUAAUAAUGUUGAUAAGCAGGUAAUUGUGACACUUGCUACAUUGUCAUUUUUCUGUCGUAGACCAACGGUUCUUGCCAUCAUGGAAUUUGUUGAUGCUAUUAACGCUAAGGAUGAAGCAUGUGAAUCUUUUAGUGACAAUUCCCCUAUUGUGCAAAGAGGAGUCUUGGAGGAGGAGAUGGAUGAUAAUCAAUUGAUGGUUGAGGAGCCUGUUGUCAAAGGUUUGCUAGGAAAGGGGAAAUCCAGAAUCAUUUUCUAUUUAACAUUGAAUAUGGCUCGUGCUCAGAUCCUGUUGAUGAAUGAAAAUGAAACUAAGCUAGCUAGUCUGUCACAGGAUAAUCUGCUUACCGAUAUUAAGGUGUUUCCAUCAUCUUUUAGUAUAAAGGCAGCUCUCGGAAAUGUAAGGAUCAGUGAUGACAGUCUUCAUAGCAGCCAUAUUUUUUUCUGGAUUUGUGAUAUGAGAAAUCCUGGGGGGAGUUCGUUUGUUGAGUUGGUCUUUAGUUCAUUCAGUGCUGAUGAUGAAGAUUAUGAGGGUUAUGAUUAUAGCCUAUUUGGACAGCUUUCAGAAGUGCGUCUUGUCUAUUUGAAUCGUUUUGUCCAGGAGGUUGUUAGUUACUUUGUGGGUCUUGUUCCCAACAAUUCAAAGGGUGUCGUGAAAUUAAGAGAUCAAGUAACAAAUUCAGAGAAGUGGUUUACUACAAGUGAGAUUGAAGGUUCACCCGCUGUGAAGUUGGAUCUUUCACUUAGAAAGCCUAUAAUAUUAAUGCCUCGGAGAACAGACAGCCUUGAUUACUUGAAGCUUGAUGUCGUUCAUAUAACCAUCCAGAACACCUUUCAAUGGUUUCAUGGCAGUAAAAACGAAAUUAAUGCUGUUCAUUUGGAAAUUUUGACAGUUCUGGUUGAGGACAUCAAUUUAAAUGUUGGUACUGGCAAAGAAUUAGGUGAAAGUAUAAUACAAGAUGUGAAAGGGGUUUCUGUUGUGAUCCGGAGGUCUCUUCGAGACCUGUUGCAUCAGAUACCAAGUACUGAAGCUGUCAUUAAGAUAGAGGAACUGAAAGCUGCUCUAUCAAACAGAGAAUACCAGAUAAUUACUGAAUGUGCAUCGUCUAAUGUCUCGGAGACCCCAAAUAUUGUGCCCCCACUGAAUAAUGAUUCUGUGACACCUUCAGUUGAUGCAGCUGAACCUCUAGCUUCUCAGGAUCCUGAUGCUGCUGAAAAUGGAACUCAAAAUGGAGAGAGCUGGAUUGCUUUGAAAGUUUCUGUCUUUGUUAAUCUCGUUGAGUUAUGCUUACAUGCAGGGAUAGCAAGAGAUACGUCUCUGGCCACUGUGCAGGUUAGUGGUGCAUGGCUUCUUUACAAAUCUAACACACUAGGAGAUGGUUUGCUUUCAGCAACACUCAAGGGUUUCACUGUGCUUGAUGAUCGUGUUGGAACUGAGCAAGAAUUUAGGCUGGCAAUAGGAAAGCCAGAGAGCAUUGGGUGUAAUCCCCUUUAUUCUGUGACUGAUGAUGGAAACCGGUACAUGGUCACAGCAAGUGUUUCAAAAGACAACAGUGUUCAACCAGUUCCUACAAUGCUUAUUCUUGAUGCCAAGUUUAGUAAAUUGUCAACAUCUGUUUCUUUAUGCGUCCAAAGGCCACAGUUGCUUGUUGCCCUUGAUUUUCUUCUGGCCAUUGUAGAGUUUUUUGUUCCUACAGUUGGUGGUAUGCUGUCCAACGAAGAAGAUGAUAAUUCCUUACUUAUGGUUGAUGCUAUCAUUUUGGAUCAGCCAAUCUACAAUCAACCUUUAGCUGAAAUGUCACUAUCUCCUCAGAGACCUUUCAUUGUUGAUAAUGAAAGAUUUGAUCAUUUUAUUUAUGAUGGUAAAGGAGGAAUACUGCAUUUACAGGACAGAAAAGGAUUCAAUCUUUCUACUCCUAGCACAGAACCUAUAAUCUAUGUUGGAAAUGGAAAAAGAUUGCAGUUCAAAAACAUUGUUAUUAAGAAUGGACUGUAUCUGGAUUCUUGUAUUUUACUGGGAGCCAAUAGUAGCUACUCAGCUUCAGAGGAUGAUCAGGUCUAUUUGGAGGGAGGGGAUGAAGGUUCUCAAUUGAACUCAAAUGGGGAAAGUAUUAACAGAAGACCAAAUCAAGGUGUUGGUGUUGAUAGGUCCACUGAGUUUAUCAUUGAGUUACAGGCUAUUGGACCAGAGCUUACAUUUUACAAUGCAUCAAAAGAUGUGGGGGUAUCACCUUUCCUGUCAAACAAACUUUUGCAUGCUCAAUUGGAUGCAUUCUGCAGGCUUGUUUUGAAGGGCAAUACUGUCGAAAUGAGUGCAAAUGCACUUGGAUUAACAAUGGAGAGCAAUGGAAUCAGAAUUUUAGAGCCUUUCGACACCUCCAUAAAGUUUUCAAAUGUUUCUGGAAAGACCAACAUGCAUUUAGCUGUUUCAGACAUAUUCAUGAAUUUUUCAUUCAGUACCUUGAGACUGUUCUUAGCGGUUGAGGAGGAUAUUUUAGCGUUUCUAAGAAUGACAUCAAAGAAGAUGACAGAGGUCUGCUUACAGUUCGACAAAGUUGGAACAAUUGAAAGUAGGGAUCAAACUUAUGCCCUUUGGAGACCUCGUGCACCACCUGGUUUUGCUGUUUUUGGUGACUACCUCACACCAUUGGACAAGCCACCUACAAAAGGAGUUGUAGCUGUAAAUACCAGCUUUGCAAAAGUGAAAAGACCUGUAUCUUUCAAGCUAAUAUGGCCACCUUCAGCUUCUGAAGAAAUUUCUGGUUCCCUUGGCAUUGACAAUGUAAUGCCAAAUCCUGUGCUUGGAGAAGGAGAGAGUAACUGCUCCAUUUGGUUCCCUGAAGCACCUGAUGGUUAUGUUGCAUUGGGGUGUGUGGUUUCCCCUGGAAGGACACGGCCCCCGCUAUCUUCUGCUUUCUGCAUCCUGGCUUCUUUAGUUUCUCCCUGUGCGUUGAGAGAUUGUAUCACUAUUGGCUCAGGCAAUAUGUCCCAUUCAAGAUUGGCAUUCUGGCGUGUGGAUAACUCUGUUCGUACUUUCAUACCAAUGGAUGCCUCUCAUUUGCAUUUAACAGUUAGAGCAUAUGAACUUCGCCAUUUUUUCUUUAGGCUUCCAGAAGUCUCUCCAAAAGCAUCUAAAAGUUCAGACCAAGCCUCUCCUUCUGGUGAAGUUCAUGCUCUACAAUCAGAAAGGCCAGCAGCGGCAAGCUCUGGUUGCCAUUUAGAGGCUAUUGCUAGUUUUCAUUUGAUAUGGUGGAAUCAAAACUCAAGCUCAAGAAAGAAACUAUCGAUAUGGCGUCCAGUGGUCCCUCGAGGGAUGGUAUAUUUUGGAGAUAUCGCUGUUCAAGGGUAUGAGCCUCCGAAUACCUGCAUUGUUGUCCAUGAUACUGGAGAUGACGAACUUUUCAAAGCCCCUCUUGAUUUUCAACUUGUUGGUCAGAUCAAGAAACAAAGGGGGAUGGAGAGUAUUUCUUUUUGGCUGCCUCAAGCUCCACCUGGCUUUGUUUCCCUGGGUUGUAUUGCAUGCAAGGGCACACCCAAGCCAAAUGAUUUCAGCUCAUUAAGGUGCAUAAGAAGUGAUAUGGUUACAGGAGAUCAAUUUUUGGAAGAAAGUGUAUGGGAUACAUCUGAUGCCAAGCAUACAAAAGAACCAUUUAGCAUUUGGGCAGUUGGUAAUGACUUAGGGACCUUUGUUGUUCGCAGUGGUUUCAAAAAACCUCCCAAAAGGUUUGCUCUGAAACUUGCAGAUCCAAACAUACCAAGUGGUUCAGAUGAUACUGUCAUUGAUGCAGAAAUUAGUACCUUCUCAGCGGUACUUUUUGAUGAUUAUGGUGGCCUGAUGAUUCCAUUGUUCAACAUAUCUUUAAGUGGAAUUGGGUUUAGUUUGCAUGGAAAACCUGACUACUUGAAUUCCACUGUUAGCUUCUCUUUGGCAGCCAGGUCAUAUAAUGAUAAGUAUGAGACUUGGGAGCCUCUUGUAGAGCCAGUUGAUGGAUCCUUAAGAUACAAGUAUGAUCUCAAUGCCCCAAGUGCUGCUUCUCAGUUGCGCCUUACCUCUACAAGGGAUUUGAAAUUGAAUGUUUCAGUCUCUAAUGUGAAUAUGAUUCUUCAAGCUUAUGCCAGUUGGAGCAAUCUUAGUCAAGUCCAUGAAUUGUAUAGAAAAGGAACAGCAGUUUCUCCAACUGAUGAUGGAAUAUCUGUCAUUGAUGUUCACCAUAAGAGAAAUUAUUAUAUUAUCCCUCAAAACAAACUUGGUCAAGAUAUUUUUAUUCGAGCUGCUGAACUCAGGGGACUUUCAAACAUAAUUCGGAUGCCCUCUGGGGAUAUGAAGCCUGUAAAAGUUCCUGUUUCAAAAAAUAUGUUGGACUCUCACUUGAAAGGAAAAGUUUGCAGAAAACCUAGAACAAUGGUGACCAUCAUUAUCACAGAAGCCCAGUUCCCAAGAGUUGAAGGGCUGUCCUCUCAUCAGUAUACUGUAGCAGUUCAUCUUGCACCAGACCAGUGCAUUCCUAGUGGAUCACUGCUGCACCAACAAAGUGCACGGACAUGCGGAAGCAGCCCAGACCACUCCUCAGAUUCUAUGCUCGAAACAGUUAAUUGGAAUGAAGUUUUUUUCUUCAAAAUUGAUUCCCUGGAUUAUUACACGGUGGAAUUAAUACUGACUGACAUGGGAACAGGUGAUCCUAUUGGAUUCUUUUCAGCUCCUUUGAAGCAGAUAGCUGGAAAUAUUCAGGAGACAUUAUAUUCUGAUGAUUAUUUAAAUGAAUUGACCUGGAUGGAGUUAUAUGCAGCAGAAUUUAUGAGAUCAACUCAAACAGAUAAAAGUAAGAGCACAUGUGGCAGAAUAAGAUGUGCCAUCCUUUUGUCACCCAUGUCUGAAGUUGAAAAGAGCGAGCAAUCUUUUGGUGGCAGAAACUCUGGAUUUAUUCAAAUCAGUCCUUCAAGGGAAGGGCCAUGGACGAGUGUGAGGCUAAACUAUGCUGCACGUGCUGCUUGUUGGCGCUUAGGCAAUGAUGUUGUUGCUAGUGAAGUAAGUGUGAACGAUGGCAACAUAUAUGUCACUAUUAGGCCUCUGGUUUCAGUGUGUAACAAAACAGAUUUUGUACUUGACUUGUGCCUCUACCCCAAGGCUCCUAGUGAAAGCAUGAGACAAUUAAAUGAUGCAAUGAAGUCCAAAGGGAUACAAAUUGAUGGUAACAGACUAGAAACAGAUGAGUUUUUUGAAACAGAAAAGUACAACCCAACCACUGGCUGGGUUCCUUGUUUGGUUCAACCAAACCAAGAUCGGUCGGGUGCUGAAGGAUCUCAUCAGGCAAUUUCUGGAGUUGAGUUGCCAUCAGGUUGGGAAUGGAUUGGUGAUUGGAAAUUAGACAAGACAUCUGUUAACACGGCUGAUGGGUGGGUUUAUGCUCCAAACCUUGAAAGUCUGAAAUGGCCUGAGUCAUAUAAUCCUAUAAAGUUUGUGAACCAUGCAAGGCAAAGGAGAUGGGUCCGGAAAAGGAAAUGGAUUUCAGGUGAUGUAAAGCAGCAGAUAUCUGUUGGAUUACUGAAGCCUGGAGACACUGUUCCCCUACCUCUGUCAGGCUUGACACAAUCUGGAUUGUAUUAUUUGCAAUUGAGACCUUCAAAUCUUAAUAACCCUGAUGAAUAUUCCUGGAGUUCAGUGGCAGGCCGGCCUGGUCGACCAGAGGAUUCUGGUACACCUAAAGAAUAUUCUGAAAUAUGUGUUUCAACUCUUACUGAAUCAGAUGAGCUCUUGUGCUGCCCUCCAUUAAAUGGAACCUCCUCAAAUAGUCCUCGUGGCUUGUGGUUUUGCUUGGGCAUACAAGCGACAGAGAUUGCAAAAGACAUUCGCUCUGAUCCUAUUCAAGAUUGGACUCUUGUGGUCAAAUCACCACUGUCAAUAACCAAUUUCCUUCCCAUGGCAGCAGAAUUUUCUGUUUUUGAAAUGCAAGCAAGUGGACAUUAUAUUGCAUGCUCCAGAGGAAUAUUUGGCCCAGGAAAAACUGUAAGAGUUUAUGAUGCUGACAUUAGAAAUCCCUUGUACUUUUCACUGUUUCCACAAAGAGGAUGGCUGCCAAUACAAGAAGCCAUUCUUAUAUCCCAUCCUAGCAGAGCUCCAUGUAAAACAAUGCGCUUAAGAAGUUCAAUUUCUGGAAGGAUUGUUCAAAUCAUUGUAGAACAAAACCAUGAAAAGGAGCAAUCGCUUCUGGAGAAAAUCGUUAGAGUGUACGCUCCUUAUUGGUUCGCAAUUGCUAGGUGUCCCCCACUCACGUUGAGGCUUUUAGAUUUAACAGGGAGAAGACAAGAAUGGAAGAGUUCUCUCCCAUUUCACUCAAAAAAGAAUAAUGAAGUGAUUUUUGAGGAAAUAACUGAAGAGGAAAUAUUCGAAGGCUAUACAAUUGCUUCUGCAUUGAACUUUAAAUUGUUGGGCCUAUCAGUGUCCAUUACUCAAUCUGGCGCGGAGCAGUUUGGACCUGUUCAAGAUCUUUCACCACUUGGUGACACGGAUGCUUCAUUGGAUCUUAAUGCUUAUGAUGUUGAUGGCAAGUGCAUGCGACUCUUUAUCUCCUCAAAACCUUGCCUUUAUCAGUCUGUUCCUACAAAGGUAAUUAAUAUCCGACCAUUCAUGACAUUUACAAAUAGACUUGGUGAAGACAUUUUUAUUAAGUUCAGCAGUGAAGAUGAUCCAAAGAUGCUACAUCCAACUGAUUCAAGAAUACCAUUUAUAUAUCGUGAAACAGGUGGACCUGAUAAACUCCAGAUCCGACUAGAAGAUACAGAAUGGUCAUUUCCUGUGCAAAUUGUAAAAGAGGACUCCAUCUCUUUGGUUUUAAGGAGACGUGAUGGUACUCGGAGAUUUUUAAAGACAGAAAUUCGGGGUUAUGAAGAAGGAUCUCGCUUUAUAGUUGUAUUCCGCCUUGGAUCAAUAAAUGGCCCUGUCAGGAUUGAGAACAGAUCUGUCAGCAAGACAAUUAGCAUUUGCCAGUCUGGAUUUGGUGAUGAUGCCUCGAUACUGUUGGAGCCUCUUUCAACAACAAAUUUUUCUUGGGAGGAUCCAUAUGGCCUAAAAGUUAUUGAUGCUAAAGUCCACUGUGACAAUAUUAUUGCAGUUUAUAAAUUCAAUCUGGAGAGUACUGGAGAAUGUUCUGUCGGGGAGGGGCCACUAAGAUUGAAAUUCCAUGUUGUAGAAAUGGGUGAUAUCAAGGUUGCUAGGUUCACAGAUGACUGGACAUUAGGGUCAAGUUCCCAUGAAGAAAUUAGGUUUCUGACACCUGCUGGAAAUUGGGGAAACUCACAUAUGCAGAGCAGGAUGCAGAACAAUGUGGCACCUGUAGAGCUUAUAAUCGAGUUGGGAGUUUUUGGGAUUUCUAUUAUAGACCACAGACCAAAAGAGCUCUUAUACUUGUACUUGGAGAGCGUGUCCAUAUCAUAUUCUACUGGCUAUGAUGGGGGAACUACAAACAGGUUCAAGCUCAUAUUCGGGCAUUUGCAGCUCGACAAUCAGCUUCCUCUAACAUUGAUGCCUGUCCUGUUGGCACCUGAGCAGCCUGUUGAUGUGCAUCAUCCAGUGUUCAAGAUGACUGUUACAAUGUGCAAUGAGAACACUGAUGGUAUCCAGGUCUAUCCAUACGUUUAUAUACGGGUAACAGAGAAGUGUUGGAGGCUUAGUAUUCAUGAACCAAUUAUUUGGUCGUUGGUGGAUUUCUACAAUAAUCUUCAGAUAGAUCGUGUCCCCCGAAGUUCUAAUGUUACAGAAGUUGAUCCAGAGAUACGCGUGGACCUAAUAGAUGUUUCGGAAAUAAGGCUGAAGGUGUCUUUGGAGACAGCACCAACUCAAAGACCACAUGGGGUUCUAGGGAUGUGGAGCCCUAUUCUUUCAGCUGUGGGAAAUGCAUUCAAAAUUCAGGUGCAUUUAAGGAAAGUGAUGCACAGAGACAGAUUCAUGCGGAAAAGUUCUGUCAUUCCUGCCAUUGGAAACCGCAUUUGGAGAGAUCUUAUCCAUAAUCCUUUACAUUUGAUAUUUUCUGUAGAUGUACUUGGUGCAGCAAGCUCAACGUUGGCUUCUCUUAGUAAAGGGUUUGCUGAGCUCUCAACAGAUGGACAGUUUCUACAAUUACGUUCAAAGCAGGUAUGGUCAAGGAGAAUUACUGGGGUGGGUGAUGGAAUUAUCCAAGGAACAGAAGCUCUUGCACAAGGUGUUGCGUUUGGAGUAUCUGGAGUAGUGACAAAGCCUGUGGAGAGUGCAAGACAGAAUGGCCUCCUAGGACUUGCUAAUGGUCUUGGACGAGGUUUCCUGGGAUUCAUUGUACAGCCAGUUAGUGGAGCUUUAGAUUUUUUCUCAUUGACUGUUGAUGGAAUUGGUGCAAGUUGUUCCAGAUGCUUAGAGGCUUUGAAUAACAAGACCACCUUCCAGAGAAUCAGAAACCCCCGGGCUAUUCGUGCUGAUGGUGUUCUUAGGGAGUAUUCUGAGAGAGAAGCUGUUGGACAGAUGGUACUUUACCUUGCAGAAGCAAGCCGCCAUUUUGGCUGUACUGAAAUAUUCAAGGAGCCCUCAAAAUUUGCCUGGUCUGAUUACUAUGAAGACCACUUUUCCGUGCCUUACCAAAGAAUUGUUUUAAUAACCAAUAAGCGAGUCAUGCUGCUGCAGUGUCUGGCUCCAGAUAAGAUGGAUAAGAAACCUUGCAAGAUUAUUUGGGAUGUCCCCUGGGAAGAACUCAUGGCAGUGGAGUUGGCAAAAGCAGGCUCUCCUAGACCCUCUCACUUAAUUCUCCACCUCAGAAAUUUUAAGAGAUCAGAAAACUUUGCUCGAGUCAUUAAGUGCACUGUUGAAGAAGAAUCAAGUGAAGGGGAACCUCAAGCUGUUAGGAUCUCUUCAGUAGUGCGUAAGAUGUGGAAAGCAUUCCAGUCUGACAUGAAAAGUCUGAUUUUAAAGGUUCCUUCAAGCCAGAGACAUGUGUAUUUUGCUUGGAGUGAAUCGCAUGGAAAAGACCCAUAUAUGCAGAAUAAAUCCAUUAUUCAGUCAAGAGAGCUCUCUUCAUUUUGUUCCACAUCUGAUGAAAGAAGAUUUGUUAAACAUAGUAUCAACUUUUUGAAGAUCUGGAGCAGCGAACAAAACUCAAAAGGUCGAUGCACGCUGUGCAGGAUGCAGAUUUCAGAAGAUGGUGGAAUCUGCAGCAUUUGGAGACCAGUCUGCCCUGACGGGUAUGUCUCUAUUGGGGAUGUUGCUCGUGUUGGCUGCCACCCUCCAAAUGUCGCUGCUGUUUAUCAUAAUGUUGGCAAACGAUUUGCCCUUCCAGUGGGUUAUGACCUGGUGUGGAGAAACUGCCCAGAUGACUACAUAAACCCAGUGUCAAUUUGGUAUCCAAGGGCUCCAGAAGGAUUUGUUUCUCUUGGAUGUGUUGUUGUGGCAGAUUUCAUUGAACCGGAACCCAGUUUAGCAUAUUGUGUUGCAGAAUCCCUUGCUGAGGAAACUGUAUUUGAAGAACAAAAGGUAUGGUCUGCACCUGAUUCAUACCCAUGGGCAUGUCAUAUUUAUCAAGUCCAAAGUGAUGCUCUCCAUCUUGUGGCGCUAAGACAGCCUCAAGAAGAAUCUGAAUGGAAGCCCAUGAGGGUUGUUGAUGACUCCCAGCAACCUCUGCAACCUUCAGAAGCUGAAUAAAGACUAUGUUGCUAUUGCAGUGGACUCUCGGUUUGGUUGUAGAUGAGAGGUCUUUAUCCAAGAUUGAUUUGAUCUUCUCUUGGGCCUGCAGAAGCAUCGCAGCUCUAUGUAGUGCCUUUGGCUUUGAUCUCUCUUGGACUCGAUACAAGCAAAACAGUAGCUAUGUGUAAUUUUUGCAUCUGGAACAAUUCGUCUGAUUCCCCAAAAUCAUGGGAAUCAUUUUCUACAACUUCAUGUGCAUGAAAUUUGUCAGCUGUGAGUGUCUUGUGCAUAAAAUUACACACUUGUAAUUUGUAUACAACAGUUGGGAGAGAGUGAUUUUAAAGAAAAUCGAAGCAAGCAUCUUUUAUGGAGCUGGUUUCAUCAAGUUUGGUCGAACUGUGCAUCUGUCCAGAGUAUUACUGUAAUGGAUAUACAACAAUUGUGAGGUACAGGAAUAAUAAUUUUGAGGAAAUAAAAAGAAUAUAUGUUUGAACA
Vitis vinifera (wine grape) is the source of this 13721-nucleotide messenger RNA. RefSeq lists its product as uncharacterized. The record is from RefSeq and is a predicted model, not a curated record. Gene Ontology annotation, biological process: protein targeting to vacuole; protein retention in Golgi apparatus. Gene Ontology annotation, cellular component: extrinsic component of membrane. The transcript is spliced from 64 exons. Lineage: Eukaryota; Viridiplantae; Streptophyta; Magnoliopsida; Vitales; Vitaceae. Bases 135 to 13244 code for a protein of 4369 amino acids.